This is a messenger RNA of Spodoptera exigua (beet armyworm), 2070 nucleotides long. The record is from the annotation of a GenBank genome assembly. NCBI's taxonomy places the organism in Eukaryota, Metazoa, Arthropoda, Insecta, Lepidoptera, Noctuidae.
AUGUUUUUAUUUUUUUUAUUAAAUUUUUUAUUCUGUGUCAACUGUCAACUUGGGCUUGAUGAAGGAUCUCCAUGUGUCACGACAGGAUUGAGAGGUGUAUGCGUCAACGUAUUUAAAUGCAAUUCGGCAGCGCUAACUUAUUUAUACGCUAAUGCAGGGUUCGAUUUAAAGGAGUACAAGAUACCAGCUUUACCAGAAAUAUGUUCCUUCAAGGACAAUGAACCUGUAGUCUGCUGCACUGAUUGUGACGUUGGUCAAGAGAGAUACCGUGACGUCGCCAUUGGUCCUCACGGAUAUAUGGUCAAUAAAAAGGGACCCGUGGCUUUAGAGAAAUGCUUCGAGUAUUUCCAAAAGCUACCAUAUGGCUGCCGUUUCCCUGGGUACUUCACUAUAGACAAGACUUGGCUCCAUAAUUCCCAGUGCCACAAUCAUACGUUCCGCACUGGUGGCGUUGGAUUCGCUGUUGGGGGUCGAGAUGCCAAGAGAUGGGAGUUCCCUCAUGUGGCUUUGUUAGGUUACGGAGAUGACGUGGAUUCUGCCCAGUGGCUGUGUGGAGGAUCUGUGAUCAGCGAGAGAUUUAUUCUCACUGCUGCACACUGCUCAUCAACUCGCUUGCUAGGUAGCAUUCAGUACGCCGCACUUGGGCUUUUGAGACGGACGGACCCUAAGGAAAACUGGAAGAUAUACAAAAUUAAGAGGAUUAUCAAUCAUCCUGAAUACAAACCGCCUUCUAAGUACAAUGACAUAGCAUUACUGGAAACUGAAAACGAGAUAGCUUUUGGACAGGACUUACUACCAGCGUGCUUGCAUACAGGCGCCGAUUACAUUAGAUUUGCUGAGGCGUCUGGCUGGGGCCGUUUAGGACAUAGACAGGCUUUGGCGGAUACCUUACAAGUGGUCAAUCUAGAAGAGUUCAAUCAAGCUGAAUGUUCAAAUAUGUACAGACCCCACAGACAUUUGUCUAACGGCUACGAUCACUCCAAGCAAAUGUGUUACGGAUCCCGGUUCGAAGUCAUAGAUACUUGUGAAGGUGAUAGCGGAGGUCCACUUCAAUUUGGUAGUACUUCAUGUUACCACACAGUAAUUGGAGUGACCUCAUACGGCAAAGACUGCGGCAUCCUCGGCUCGGCUGGCAUGUACACCAGGGUCUCUUACUACUUGCCUUGGAUCGAAGGUAUCGUCUGGCCUGAAGAAGUAGAAAAACAAUGUCUAGAUUACUUUCAUAAACUGCCUUAUCCAUGUCGAGGCAAGGGCCUCGUUAGCCUGCAAAAAAAUUGGUCGGAGCCCGAAAAAUGCCACACUACAGUCCUGAAAGUCAACUUAUCUGUUGCUAAACCAAUUCCUGUGGCGUGGAAUUUUCCACAUCAGGCUCGUCUUGGAUAUGGUGAUGAUCUUUCCACAGCUUUGUGGUUAUGUGAAGGAACAGUGAUCAGUGAGAGAUUCAUACUGACAUCUGCGCACUGCACUAACGGCGGGGUAUUCGGCACUAUCGCAUUUGCUUCGGUUGGUGUCUAUAAUUACAAGGAUGGGCCCAUAUAUAGGAACACGUAUACAAUCAAGAAGGUCAUUAACCAUCCAAAUUAUAAUGAGCCUUCGUGGUACAAUAACAUCGCACUCUUGGAGACAGAGACCGAAAUAACGUUCAAUAGUGAAAUCCUACCAGCUUGUUUGGCUGUGGAUGAUCAUGAUAAAUCAAAAGCAGAAACAGCUGGAUUCCAGAUUCAAGGUCAUAAGAAAAAAGUAUUCAAGAUUUCGGAAAUGCAAACGAUAUUUCUAGAUGAAACAGAUUCACAAGAUUGCAACCUCGCAUACAAGCCAACCAACAACAUGAUGCACGGGUUUGAUCCCACGUUACAAUUAUGCUACAAAAAGCAAAAUGCAACACAAGAGACGUGCAAGCGGUUCAGCGGCAGUCCUUUGCAAAUAGACCACUACAGAUGUCAGUACACAGUGAUUGGUGUCACUGGCCACACCGGGGCUUGUGAAAAACCUGACGUGCCUGAAAUCUACACCAAGAUAAGGCACUACCUACCUUGGAUAGAAAGCAUCGUUUGGCCUGGAGAAGACUGA